CAUUACAAUGAUAUCAUAGACAGUGUUUGCUUCGUCGAAAAAAUCGUAGUGUUCAGUAAGAAUGGCGUCGUGCUGUAAAAUUGUUGCUUGGACCUUACUAGCCCUAGCAGUAGUGGGUGCUAUAGCUGGACUACUGACAUGGGCGCUCCUGGCGUCCAAAGGACCUGAUCCACCAGAACUAGUGGACCUAGACUGGUGGGAGGGAACAGUCAUUUAUCAGAUUUAUCCGAGGUCCUUCAAGGAUAGUGAUGGAGACGGUAUUGGAGACUUGAAAGGCAUUACAAGCGAACUCCAGCAUUUCGUGGAGUCAGGAGUGGGGGCGAUAUGGAUGUCCCCAAUCUUCACGUCGCCCAUGGUAGACUUCGGCUACGACAUCAGCAACUUCUAUGAAAUCCACUACGAGUACGGAACCAUGGCGGACUUCGAGGAGUUAGUCCAGAAAGCUCAUGACCUAGGUAUCAAAGUAAUUUUGGAUCACAUACCUAACCACGCCAGCACAGAAUCGCUGUACUUCCAGAGAUCAGAAGCAAGAGUAGAAGGAUACGAAGACUUCUUCGUUUGGGCGCACCCCAGACCGAAUCCAGAUAAUGAUACCAGACUGCUGCCGUCUAAUUGGAUCAGCCAAUUCGGUGGCAGCGUCUGGGAGUGGAGCGAAACUCGGCAGCAGUACUACCUUCACCAGUUUGCGAUUGAACAAGCUGAUUUCAAUUUCAGAAAUCCAUCUGUUAAACAAGAAAUGCAUAAUAUCAUGCAGUUCUGGUUAGAAAAAGGGGUAGACGGAUACAGAAUAGACGCGGUUCCUCAUCUUUUUGAAACAGCGCCUGAUACGAACGGGAUAUACCCAGACGAAAGGCUGUCCGGCAAUUGUUUUUUGAAUCCAGAUCAAAUUGGAUACACGACUCAGGAGCAUAUCAAAGAUCUCAUCGAACUGUAUGAUGUUUUCUAUGAAUGGAGGGAAUUUGUUGAUCAGCUGCAGGUGCAGAAUAAUUGGGAUACAAAGGUACUUUUAGCCGAAGCAUACGCGAACAUAACUAGGACGAUGCUGUACUAUGGCGACGAAAGCGGCCGCAUCGGCGCGCACUUCCCGUUCAACUUCGACUUCAUCACCAGCCUCUCCGCCGGCUCCAACGCCAGGGACUUCGCCUACGUCAUCAAGCGAUGGCUCACCUACAUGCCACACGGGCACGUCGCUAACUGGGUUCUCGGCAACCACGACAACAACAGGUUACCAUCAAGGUUCCGUACGGACAUGGUAGAUGGACUGAACGCUCUGAACCUGCUGCUGCCAGGAGUAGCAGUCACCUAUCAGGGGGAGGAGAUCGGCAUGAGGGACGGGUACGUCUCGUGGAAUGACACGAAGGACGUCAAUGCUAUUAACCAGGGCAACGAAGAAAAUUACAUGGACUACUCCCGGGACCCCGCCAGGACCCCCUACCACUGGGACAGCUCCACCAGCGCCGGCUUCUCCACAAACACUAGCACAUGGCUGCCGGUCGCUGAAGACUAUUUGGAGAUCAACCUCGCUGUGCAGAAAUUAGCUGCCAGGAGUCAUUAUAAGGUAUAUCAAGCCUUGACCAGCCUCCGCAAGCACCCAACAAUCACCCACGGCAACUACCACAUCGAAGCUUUGUCUGAUCACACCCUAAUACUAGUCCGGUACCUCCUUACCCACGACACGUACAGUCUGGUCUUCAACGUCGGAGAAGCAGCUGAUACUGUGAACUUGUCUUUGGUGGAACAUCUCAGCGGCUCCUUAACAGCUUAUAUUUCUAGUGUGCAUUCCGAUAAAGUUGGCGGACACAGUGUGAGCCUGGGUGAAAUCACUCUACAGGCAGGAGAAGCGCUUGUCCUGCAGUCAGCUCCAGCAUAAAUCUUACUUUAUCUACAAGUCCAAUAAGUAAAAAAUGUGGAAUGCAAAAAGUGAUAUAUGUAUAAAAAAAUUAAGAAAUGCAAUGUAAUAUUUUAUUGUCGAUAUAAAGUGUAAAUAGAGCAUAAUUUUUUGGA
Plodia interpunctella (Indianmeal moth) is the source of this 2004-nucleotide messenger RNA. RefSeq names its product maltase A1-like. The record is from RefSeq and is a predicted model, not a curated record. Lineage: Eukaryota; Metazoa; Arthropoda; Insecta; Lepidoptera; Pyralidae. Bases 62 to 1870 code for a protein of 602 amino acids. The transcript is spliced from 9 exons. Gene Ontology annotation, biological process: carbohydrate metabolic process.